Messenger RNA from Ornithodoros turicata, 1327 nucleotides. RefSeq names its product lysosomal acid phosphatase-like. Bases 103 to 1098 code for a protein of 331 amino acids. Gene Ontology annotation, biological process: dephosphorylation. The transcript is spliced from 3 exons. Gene Ontology annotation, molecular function: phosphatase activity. NCBI's taxonomy places the organism in Eukaryota, Metazoa, Arthropoda, Arachnida, Ixodida, Argasidae. The record is from RefSeq and is a predicted model, not a curated record.
GGAAGAAGAAGAAAGCAACCCUUCCCAUCGCGCGACUACGUGAGGUGUGAAUGAAGCAGAAGACCAAAGACUGAGGACGAAGAUCGAACCCUCGCUUGUACGAUGUCGUGUUCUACAUCGCAGCCGACGAAGCCACGAGUGAAGCAGGAGGUUACUUACGAGUACGCGUUUGUCAUUAGUCGCCACGGUGAACGAACGCCAACCACUCACUGCGAACUGCUCUGCAAGAUCACUCCGGAGGAACACGGUCAAAUAACCGACAUGGGACGCCAACAGAUUCAAACGCUGGGUCUUCUGCUAAAGGAACGUUACAAGUCCCUUCUGACGGGAAGAGCCGAUGAAGUACUCUCAUCUCACAACGUGAACCAGAGGACUCUGGACAGCGCAAAGCUUACGGUGGAGGCUCUGGGUCUGCACGAUGUCGCCUCCGUCCAAGACAGCACAGACUAUUACAAGAUCUACGAGAAGUCCCUCGACGCUCACAGCGUCAUCAUGAUGGCAACCCUGUGGCAUGGCCACUUCGCGACUGCCGGUGACCUCGUGCGGUUCGUCAGCAAGAACGCACGUUCUCCGACCAACAGCCAAAGGGAAAUGAUCCUUUGUCUGGACAGUGUCAUCACGCACGUGCAUAACGGUAAUCCCAUUCCCGAAUGGGCCCAGCCUUUCUGGGAUGAGAUCCUCAGGGCCGAUCGGCUACUCUUUGAGAUGACCAUGGCUGGCUCUGAGAGAAUAAUGGCCCAGUACAUAUUAUCGCAAAUGCUGAACACGCUGGUAAAAAGGUACGAGAAGAAAGAGAAGACUCUCGACAAGAUGCACCUAUUCACUGUAUCGGGGAUGAAUUUGUUCUCCGUCGUGAAGCUCCUGAACAACUUCUACGAUGCUAGGCCCGCGUACUGCUCAACGCUUUUGGUCGAAGUGUUCCACGACGACGACACAGGUAGCCAGGUGCGUGUGUACUUCGCCAACGCCCUGCAGCCGAUCCUUCUGAGGCUCGACAAGCUCAGCAACCCUUGCCCUGUGGCAGACUUCAUAUCGGAACUUCGGCGCCUCGUUCUGAACGAUCCGGCCAAGGCAGUUGUUUCUGCGACGAAACAAUGAAAAUCACUGGGGCUUGCUGAAGAGUUGCUGCUUGCAACGAUAUUUUUUGGAAACUAGAUGUUAGGGACGGUAACGGGACGUUGAAAUGUAACACGACAAGCAGAUGGGUAAGCCUUCUGGAGGGAAGAAUGACGGGAAGAAUGAGGGGAGAAUACAAUGACUUUCCUUUGAGGAAAAAAGAAACACGACGAGAUGGCUCGUUACAAUAUAUGGUAAAUUGCGAAGUGAA